GGUCGAUCGACCGUCUUGACUUUAGCUUUGCCUGUCGAACCUUUUGAAGGCUGCGGCCUGGGGCUUUGAAUUAUUCUGAGCACGAAAGCAGGGGCAGCUCCGUGUAGUCGAUUUUGGUCUUGCAUGUUGCUGUUAGAAAUGUAGAAGAAUUACGUCCCGUGGAUUGCUGAGACCGUAGAGCAAAAUGGGGAACGAGCAGAGCGCUGGAGCUGCGAGGGGCAGCCUCCCUCAAGGCAUGCAAGCAAUGGGCUCGCAGCUGCAAAGGAAAUUUGCGAAAGGCGUCCAAUACAACAUGAAAGUCAUCAUCAAGGGAGAUCGCAACACUGGUAAAACAUGCUUGCUCAAGCGGUUACAAGGAGAGAAAUUCUUUGAAUCGUAUGUGCCGUCACAGGAAAUCACGGCUGCCAGCAUCCACUGGAACUACAGAGCAUCAGAUGAUGUUGUGAAGGUUGAAGUGUGGGAUGUCGUGGACAAAGGUGCUGCAGCACAGCGCGCCCGAAGCGCCUCACUGAAGCUGCAGAAUGAAGAGGUUGCAGCAGAACCGGCGGACUCUGCUUCUCCGAAUUUGGAUGCUGGCUUUGUGGAUGUCUACAAAAACACAAAUGGAGUGAUCAUGAUGAUGGACAUUUGCAAGGCUUGGACAUGGAAAUAUAUUCAGCGUGAAAUUGAGCAAGUUCCGGCGCACGUACCAAUCAUUAUACUUGGAAACUUCCGUGAUAUGGGCGAGCACCGCGUUGUGGACCGAGAAGAAGUGGAAUAUUUUCUCGGGUCACUGGACAGACCUGAAGAAGCUGGUGAAAUCCGCUAUGCUGAAGUAUCAAUGAAAAAUGCCUUUGGUCUCAAGUACCUUCAUAAGUUCUUCAACUUGCCAUUCCUCAGAUUGCAGAGAGCAACAUUACUGGCACAGCUGAAAACAAAUGAAGACGAUCUGAACAGCACGCUUGAGGAGCUCAACUUCCAUCUGGAGUCAGAAGAACAGAACUAUGACAGCUUUGUGCAAGGCCUUGAGAAACGCCGCAAGGAGUUCGCUGACCACUUGGCUCAGCAGAAGGCUGCAGAGGCAGCCGCUGCUGCUGGCCCUGACGAGGCAUCUGCAGCAGGGACAAGAGCAAAUGCAGGUGCCACACAAGCCACAGCCACUGCUCAGAGGCCAUCCCCAGCCACUGCUCAGAGGCCAUCCCCAGCCACAGCAGCAGCACGAUCAGCACAAGCCACACCUGCUGCAGCUUCGCGGACUACACCUCCGACCGUUGCCCGUGCUGGCGCUGCUUCUGCACCACCACCGAGCACCGCCGCCAGCACUGCAAGUGCAGCAACACCAACACCAGCCAGCACAACUGCCACUCCCCCCUCGACUGGUUCAUCCUUUAGUCAACGCUUUGCAUCAAGGCUGGGAUGGAAGAAAGACACAACGCCUGCUAAGCCAGCUGAUGGUGCUGCAGCUCAGAUUGCUGCUGCUCGGGAAGCCAGAUUACGCAAUCCCAAAGCAGACGUUGCAGAGAAUGUGGAAGACUUUGUCCCAGAGGGUGGCCUGAGUGAUGAUUUCCUUGGUGAUGAUGCAACACAUACAUCGGCAGUGGCAUCGACAAGAGCAGUAGUAGCACCAGCAGGUAUUCCAGAAGAUGAUGAUGACGAUGACAGUGAUGAUGGCCGUCCUGCAGUGGCAGGUUUCGAUGACGUUGACUCGGAUGAUGUAGCUGACAGUGCUUACACAUCACAUGUGACUGCUGCUGUGGAAGAUGUGUCCGAUGACGAUGAUGAUGUUCCUGCACCUGUCAUCGCUGCAGAUGAUGAUGAUGUUGAUAGCGUGCCUGAAGUCAACUCAGCUGUUAUGGUUGCGGAUGAAGACUUUGACAGUGAGCCUUCUCCUCCACCGGUGAGAAAGGUAACAAAGGCAAAACCCAAGUCCUCAAAGCCGGUAGUCAUUGAAGAUGUGGUUGCCGAAGAUUUUACCGAGCCAUCACCUCCAAGAACUAAAAAGACAAGCAAAGCUGCUACUGCCCCGAAAGCCAAGUCUUCAUCUCCACGAGCAUCUCCACAGGUGGAAGCGAAAAAGCCUGCCAAGAAGGCGGCAGCAGCAGUAGCACGUGGUCCGUCCUCCAGCGAACCUUCCGACAGCGAAGAUGGUGGAGGACCAAUGGUGGCUCCUCUUGAAGGAGACAGUGACGAUGAAGUUCAAGUCGAGAAAGUCAUCCCUGUUGCGGAAGAUGAUCUGGGUCCAGAUCUACAACCGGAUUCUGGUGGUACUGGAUUCAUGGACCAUUGGCUGGAUGGUGGAGCUCUACCAGCAACUAAGUUUGAAGAGCCAGCACAGCCUGUUUCAGCAGUCAGCCUUCUCUCCAGUGAGCCCUUAGUUCCCGAUGCCCAAGCGGAAAAGCCCAAAAAGAAGAAGAAAAAGAAGCCUGUUGACGGGGUUGAUGGUGCAGCUUCUGCCGAGACGACGGAGAAGAAAAAGAAAAAGAAAAAAGCCCAAGCCAGUGAAGGCGGAGAGGAAGUAAAGAAGAAGCCCAAGAAGAAGAAGUCCAAGGCAGAAACCCAGGACGACUAUGGCUUGCUGUGAUGUAAGCGGCGGUGUGUUUGUGUUCAUAUGUUUAUACUCGUGCCUGAUCUCCCUCGUUGUCUUGUCUCACACAGUGUGGCUUGCUCGCAAAACCAGAACGGCUGGUCUCCAUUCUGGCUUGUGGUGCAUGUAGUAUUAAAUAAAGUAGUAGCUCUCGUACUGUUCGUUUCUGUCCCAUAAUUUUCGGUGUGAUCAAGGGAAACUCAUGUGUAUCCCAUAUGUUAUUUUCUUGGGGAAUUGAGCGGCAGAAUACUCAUCAUAGGUUUCAAAUUUCAUAAUAGCAUAUAUUAUCUAGACCAAUAUCUUUUACUUCGAAGUACGUUCAUGUACAUGUACAUACCAUCCAAUUUUCCCAGGCGUUUUUGUACUAGUUUGUGACGAUGAAAAUUUCGCAAAUCUGUUACCAUUUUGAUGAUUCAGUUAUUCUAUUUUUUUCCUCAUAAUGAACUGAAGUCCUACCCAGGGAAUCAACUCUCUGGUAUUAUCAUAGAGAGACGCUGCAUAGUUAACAUUAUCAUUUGAGGCAGUUUUUGACUGUUUGGCUGUCAGGCUGUAUAGCCAUAUUCCAUGUAAUCAUACCUGUAUCACAUCAAUUUUGUAAUGGGCGACUACCACUGUUCGAUCUUCUGGUCUGUUUUUUGCUUCCAUUAGUAAGCGUGUCAACUUUGCAUCUGGACAUUGACCGCCUUUUGA
Molecule: messenger RNA, 3253 nt
Organism: Sycon ciliatum
Lineage: Eukaryota; Metazoa; Porifera; Calcarea; Leucosolenida; Sycettidae
Product: rab-like protein 6
Exons: 17
Coding region: 185-2560 (791 amino acids)
Cellular component (GO): nucleus; cytosol
Molecular function (GO): GTP binding; GTPase activity
Source: RefSeq, a predicted model, not a curated record